AAUACACAGCGGGGGUAACUAGCAGGAGACAGACCGGGGGUAAAUACACAGCGGGGGUAACUAGCAGGAGACAGACCGGGGGUAACUAGAUCUGGGGUAUCUAGGAGGAGCUAGAUCAGGGGUAUUUGGCAGCAGAUAGAUCAGGGGUAUUUGGCAGCAGAUAGAUCAGGGGUAUUUGGCAGCCAGGGCAGGGGGGGCUGCUGUUGCUGCAAGCACAAAGCCAUUGUGUUGCUAUCUAUAGCCCUUGGUUUGGAGAUCACACACAGAGUGCUUCAUCAGGCCUGCACCCUGCCAGAUUGGGACCUUACUGGAUCCAGGAGCCAGACAGCCAUUUAUUCCCAGAGCUAAUCUCCCAGGGAGCUGGGGUGGCCCUGGCUGAAGCCCUGCUUUCCCUCAGCCUGCUCAUCUCGAGUUCUUUCAACAGAAACACCUGACUUAACCUCUAAAGGCUUCGUUACGCCGUGCACCUUUUAUCUGAAACAUGAAAAAAUUCAAGAGAAGGCUUUCACUCACGUUGCGAGGCAGCCAGACAAUAGAUGAAUCGCUCUCCGAGUUGGCAGAGCAAAUGACCAUUGAGGAAAAUAGCAGCAAAGAUAAUGAACCUAUUGUGAAGAAUGGCAGGCCACCAACGUCUCACAGUAUGCACUCCUUCCUCCACCAAUACACAGGAUCUUUCAAGAAGCCACCACUGAGAAGACCGCACAGUGUUAUAGGUGGGAGCCUCGGUUCUUUCAUGGCAAUGCCAAGGAACGGGAGCAGAUUAGAUAUAGUUCAUGAAAACCUAAAAAUGGGAUCAGAUGGUGAAAGUGACCAAGCAUCUGGGACUUCAUCGGAUGAGGUCCAGUCACCAACAGGUGUUUGCUUAAGAAAUCGAAUGCACCGGCGAAUAUCAAUGGAGGACUUGAAUAAACGACUGUCCCUUCCAGCUGACAUUAGGAUACCUGAUGGUUAUUUGGAAAAGCUUCAAAUCAACAGCCCUCCAUUUGAUCAACCUAUGAGUAGACGGUCCCGUAGGGCAUCACUGUCAGAAAUCGGUUUUGGAAAGAUGGAAACAUACGUUAAAUUGGAAAAACUUGGAGAGGGUACUUACGCAACUGUGUUUAAAGGAAGGAGUAAACUGACCGAAAAUCUUGUAGCUCUGAAAGAAAUCCGUUUAGAGCAUGAGGAAGGUGCACCAUGCACAGCUAUCAGAGAAGUAUCCUUACUAAAGGACCUGAAGCAUGCUAAUAUUGUCACUUUGCAUGACAUUGUGCACACGGACAAAUCGUUGACACUUGUGUUUGAAUAUCUGGACAAAGAUUUGAAACAGUAUAUGGAUGAUUGCGGCAAUAUUAUGAGCAUACACAAUGUAAAGAUAUUUUUGUACCAAAUUCUACGAGGCCUGGCGUACUGUCACAAACGAAAAGUGCUUCACAGGGACUUGAAACCACAAAACCUGCUCAUCAAUGAAAAAGGGGAAUUAAAAUUAGCUGAUUUUGGUUUGGCCAGAGCAAAGUCCGUUCCCACAAAAACCUACUCCAACGAAGUUGUCACAUUAUGGUACAGGCCACCAGACGUAUUGCUUGGGUCUUCUGAAUACUCCACGCAAAUUGACAUGUGGGGUGUUGGUUGUAUAUUUUUUGAAAUGGCCUCAGGAAGACCUCUGUUUCCUGGUUCCACGGUGGAAGAUGAGCUUCACUUAAUAUUUAGACUUUUAGGCACUCCAACUGAAGAUACCUGGGCAGGAAUUACUUCAAAUGACGAAUUCCGAAAUUAUAACUUUCCCAAGUACAAAAUGCAGCCGCUAAUCAAUCACGCACCCAGGUUAGAUUCUGAAGGGAUAGAGUUAUUGACACGGUUUCUUCAGUAUGAAUCUAAAAAGAGAAUUUCAGCAGAAGAUGCCAUGAAACAUGCCUACUUCCGAAGUCUUGGAACAAAAGUAAACAGCUUACCAGAAAAUGUUUCAAUAUUCAGUCUUAAAGAUAUCCAGCUACAAAAAGACCCUGGCUUCCGAAAUUCUUCCUAUUCAGAAACAGGACACGGCAAGAACAGAAGACAAAGCAUGCUGUUUUAAGAAUUUUCUUCUCACAAUUCAAUACCAAUAUUCAAUGCUUUGGUGGCAAUUUUCACUUCUCGUGGACUCUGGACUAUCUAUUCGUCUACACUGACCUACCUACAGUGGAGUUGUUUUAUUUUCAGGCCUGCAGAUAUAUUUUUUUUGUUUGUUUUUUUUUGUUUGUUUUUUUAAUAUUUGUUGUCACAGUGUGACAAAAUAUUGUACAGUUCGUUAUAAGGUCCUCUGCUGUUUUAGCCAGUAGGUUAUGGCUGUCAGUGUGACUGUAGAUGCAGUUCUCUGCAGGACUGAGACACAUUGCGUUAUUUAUUGCGGAAUCAUUGCUGCUAAAUGACUACUGUCUGAAUAUUUACCACAUCAAACAGUUGAAUGCCUGAAGAAGUUGCAGUGACUUUAUAAUAUGUGAACGUGUUGUUUUUUCCCCCACCCCCCUCUUUUUUUUCUUCUUAAAAAUGGUUUUUAGGCUUUUUUUUUUUUUUUUAACAAAAAUAUUUUCUAUUAAAUUGUGAAGUCUUC
This is a messenger RNA of Pelobates fuscus (common spadefoot toad), 2569 nucleotides long. It is a transcript of the gene CDK17, whose product is annotated as cyclin dependent kinase 17. The coding region runs from base 482 to 2053 and encodes 523 amino acids. Lineage: Eukaryota; Metazoa; Chordata; Amphibia; Anura; Pelobatidae. Gene Ontology annotation, molecular function: ATP binding; cyclin-dependent protein serine/threonine kinase activity. The record is from RefSeq and is a predicted model, not a curated record. Gene Ontology annotation, biological process: protein phosphorylation. Gene Ontology annotation, cellular component: nucleus; cytoplasm. The transcript has 18 exons.